This is a messenger RNA of Phymastichus coffea, 5463 nucleotides long. RefSeq names its product spastin (gene spas). Gene Ontology annotation, cellular component: microtubule cytoskeleton. Lineage: Eukaryota; Metazoa; Arthropoda; Insecta; Hymenoptera; Eulophidae. The record is from RefSeq and is a predicted model, not a curated record. The transcript has 9 exons. The coding region runs from base 602 to 2863 and encodes 753 amino acids. Gene Ontology annotation, molecular function: microtubule severing ATPase activity; ATP binding; ATP hydrolysis activity.
GCGAAGGGGGUGGGAUGGGUGUGCUCUUUCUGCUGUAUUUUGCGCGUGCCCCUACGAAAAUCACCAAUAUAAAUAUAUAGAUCUUGCUUGGGUACGUGAUAUUAUUCAGCCGCAGUGUGCGAACUAUGAUGCUCGCGGUGGGUUGGCUUUUUGCGCACGUCGUUUGGCUGGCGCACCGAGACAAUAGGUGGUGAGAGAGAGAAUCGCGAGUAACGAUCCACGAAGGGAAAAGAGGGAGAGAGUGAGUGCGAGGAGACAGUAGCAGAGCAGACAUAGAGAGAACGAAUAUCGAAAUUCGAUCACAGGGACGGUGGCGGCAGUGUCGGCGACGGUGGUAACGGAGAAUGGAAGGUGAAUCCUUGCAAGGCCUCGCGGAGGGUCGAGUAAAAUCCAGCCUCUAAGGAGAAGUAGCUCGGCGUCCUCGGCGGGACUCAAAGAGCAGCAAGCCGAUAUCAUCUCUGGUCUGCGCUCGCGUCGGGGAUGUCGCAGCAGCAAGUCUCAGCCGGCUCACUCCUCGCACCGUCCGCGCUCAGUAUCGCCCAAAAGAUCAUCUUAUCAACACCUUGCAGCUCAACAACAAAGGCUACAACAGUCUUGGGAGAUGUCUUACAGCGAUGGUGGAGGCAGUGGUCGUUCUUCACGUAAGGGUAGUAGAUCUCCCAAAAAAUUACGUGUCACCAAGGCUGAUAAUAGUGACAAAAUAGUUACAACUGUUAGUUAUGGUCAUCGUCAUCACCAUCACCAUUAUCAUCGUUCCCUAGAAGCGCAACCAUCUUCGGUGCACAAGAAGAAUCUCUAUAUUGUUUCUUUUCCAUUGAUUUUUUUGUUCAACAUACUCAGAACUGUUAUCUACCAGUUGUAUAUGAUAUUCAAGUAUAUCUAUGCCUCCACCUCACAUUUGAUGCAUAGAAAGCAUUCUACUAGAAAUACCUGUCAGUUAGAGAUAAUAGUUGAUAAAGACAAUAGUAAUCAUAAAAGCGACAGCGAGGAAAUGUCACAAAAUACAAAAAGAACAGGACCUGGUCCUGGAGACCCACUCCUAGCUAAACAGAAGCAUCACCAUAGAAGAGCAUUUGAGUACAUCAGCAAAGCUCUUAAAAUUGACGAGGAAAAUGAAGGACAUAAAGAAAUGGCCAUUGAACUUUAUAAGAAAGGAAUUAAUGAGUUGGAGAAAGGCAUAGCAGUGGAGUGCAAUGGAGGUCGAGGUGAGGUUUGGGAACGAGCUCAAAGACUCAACGAUAAGAUGAAGACUAAUUUGGCAAUGGCCAGGGACAGACUUGAUUUUCUCACAAGUGUGUGUGAGCUGAAAAAUCUGGAAAUAGCGGGAAAUAACGAGGUAGUAUCGAGUAAAAAGCAUUGCAAUGACGAGCAGCAGGAGCAAGAGCAACAAGGCCACAAAAUUCUUAGACAUCGGCGUAAUAAUACGCAAAAAAGUGUCAUGAUUAGCUCUCAGCAGCCAAUUACCGAUGCGAAUAAUACUCAAAAACACAAAAACAAUGCACAAACUAUGAGCACCUUACCGAGUACGUAUAAGCAGCUUUCCAGGCCCGGUAUGCAGUAUUCGCGUACUAAUACUGCCGCUACUUCAGCUACUGCUGCUGCUACUACCACUACUAUUAAGACAACUAAGACUAUCGCUAAGAUUAAUCCAGCUCGCACAACCGAAGCAUCGGGUAGGAAGUUUCCAAUACCCGGAAGACGUGUGACAGGUGCAGUCACAAACAAAAGUCAGACUUUGCCGCGAAACAUGGGUCGUUCACAGCCAGUUUUACCGUGUCAUCGAGCUUCCCUCGCCAAACCUUCAUUAACACCACCCUCAGUGAAGAGGCAAUUGUCGGUGCCAGGCAGUGAGUCGCCAAUGCGUCGACGACCCACAACUCCGAAUAACAAUAACAUCAACGGCGCUACCGGAAGCAUGACCAACAGUAAUAAAGGAACUCCCGUCCGCAAGUUGAUACAGCUUAGGGGAGUUGAGCCUAAACUUGCUCAGCUCAUCAUGGACGAGAUCAUGGAAGGCGGUGCACCCGUGUACUGGGAAGACAUUGCUGGACAAGAGACUGCUAAGCAGGCCUUACAGGAAAUGGUGAUAUUGCCAGCUCUUCGCCCAGAGCUGUUCACGGGUUUGAGAACACCGGCAAGAGGAUUGUUAUUGUUUGGACCACCGGGUAACGGUAAAACACUGCUCGCACGAGCCGUUGCUACUCAGUGCCAUGCCACCUUCUUCUCCAUAUCAGCUGCUAGUCUAACGUCUAAAUACGUGGGUGAGGGAGAGAAACUCGUGAGAGCUUUAUUCGCGAUUGCUCGAGAGCUCCAGCCGUCGGUUAUUUUUAUCGACGAGGUCGAUUCUUUGCUGAGCGAACGCAAAGAUAAUGAGCAUGAGGCUUCGAGGAGAUUGAAAACAGAGUUUUUAGUAGAAUUUGACGGUCUUCCGAGUAAUCCUGAUGAAAGAGUAUUGGUGAUGGCUGCUACAAAUCGUCCGCAAGAACUUGAUGAGGCGGCAUUGAGGCGAUUUUCUAAGAGAGUUUAUGUUAUGUUACCGGAUUAUCAGACAAGAGUUACUUUGUUGAAACGUUUACUGGCUAAACACAAUGAUCCUUUGACUGACGAAGAAUUAAAUCAGAUGUCAGUAUUGACAGAAGGCUAUUCUGGAAGUGAUUUGACUGGAUUAGCCAAGGAUGCGGCUUUAGGCCCUAUCAGAGAACUUAAUAUGGAGCAAGUGAAAGAUUUAUCUUUGAACGCAGUACGCAACAUAACGCUGCAAGAUUUUAUCGAUUCGCUAAAAAGAAUACGUAAAUCUGUGUCUCCAGGGAGCUUAGCUGGCUAUGAGAAAUGGAGUCUCGAGUAUGGAGAUGUAAGUCUUUGAUUGAGAUCCUUGCGUGAAUAUGUAAGCAAGUUAGUUUCCGCGUAGCGUGCACAAUUUUAAAACCUUUAGGAAUAAUCCACUUAUUGUAACUACUUGGGAUACCAUAAAUAUUUCAAAACUCCGAAGGUAUAUUUCUUUGCCUACAUAUUUUUCAGAAGAGAUAAAAAUCACGCGCAAGUAGAAACACGUUAAAAUUAAAAUAAAAAGUAAGAAAAUAAGUUGCAGUGCUAAUAAAUAAAUUUUGAUCUUGAAGACUCAACAAGCACUUUGAACUACCACAUCGCGAAACUUACAAAAUGCAACCUUGCACGUCCGCUGGAGAUAAUAAACAAUAACCGUUAAAUAUGCUGUCAUUAAAAUAGACUAGACAUUUUGUAGAAUGUUGGGGAAAAAUUUUCUAAAUAGGACUUAGAGAAAACGAGUUUUUGUUUUUUUUUGUAAGGCAAGGCAUGAGAAACCAGAAAAUUAUAAUUAGUUACCAUUAAUAAAAGCAGGCUUAUCAGAUUCGAUGCACGGUUCUACAAAACAACGAAACGAAUGAUAUGAAUGGUUUCCUAUUACGCGGUUAAAAAACAAAGGACGCAAUCAAUUGCAAGGUAUUUUUUAUUCAAUAUAUAUAUAUUGUAAAUCGUUGUUAUGAUAAUCAAAUGCGAUAGCGAAUAAUUGGAUUUCAUAGUACGAAAUUUGCAAGUACUAUGAGGCCCCAUCGCAAUUGAUAGAGCGUGUACUUACCAUAAAUGCAUCUGAUCAACAGAUGCAUUUUUUAAUUACUCUACAACUAUAACUUUAAUAACUAGUCUUUAUUGGUCUCAAUACUGGUCAUCUUUCCUUGCUUUGAGCAAUACAUUUAUCUACUCAUAUUUACAUGAAAUCCCUACAUUGUUAUUUCUAAAUUUAUAAAUUGAAAUAGAAUUGGAUCAAUUUUAUUUUAAAUGCUGUUAUAAAAUAAAUUUUGAUAAUUAAAAAUAAGCUUAGACACAAGGAAAGAUGUUAGAUUUCGAUUAGCAUACAUUUAGAAUAUUUUAAUCUUACAUUCCGAAAUAAUUAAAGUUGGUUAACAAGUAUAUUAUAUUAUUGUUGGUAUUUAUUAAUUUAUUUGUACAGAUUAGAGAUUCAACUUUAUUCGUAGAAGCAAAUAAGUAUUUGCCAAACUGCGGUGCAUAUUUCAAGUUGCCAUAAUCUUUUUUCACCGUAAGAUUUACUCACGGAAAAAAAAAUUUUUAAUAUGACGGUAAUAAUUGAUCUUACGAAGCGAGAUAAUUUUGCAUGUUCUUAUCAUUUGUGAGGAAGAAAGCCAACUUUUUCGUCGUGUUUCGAAAAAGAAUACGAGUUUUACAGUACUCAGUGUAGUUUGUAAGCAUCGUGAUGUCUACUCAGCGCAUGUGAUAAGGGCGUGAUAAAUGUAAAAAAUUUGAUGAUGUCACUUUAUUUGGUAAUGAGAAAGUCAGGAAAUCGUCUGUUUUUAUGUUAAAAAAUUACAAAGUUACCGUGCUUCGCCUAUUACAGACUUCUGGGAACUGUUAAUUAAGCCUCUAAAGUUAAAGGAAAAGCGAAACAAAAAUCAAGUACAAAAGACAUGGAAGGAUAAAGUAUUAAUACAUUUUCAAAUGUGUUAAUGUGGUAUGCAAAAAAAUUGUGUUAAUGAUCUCAUUCCGAGCAAUUAGAUAUUCUUUCUUGUUCUUUUUUUAUUUAACGGUGCAAUCACUUGCACUGUGACUGCUAUAUUUUUUUGUAAUUUUAUAUUGCGUAUUUCAAUAAGAUCAUAUGAGAAAGAUAAUUAAUGUACUUUUGGAAAAUAAAAAAGUGCGCAUAUACAAAUUUUUAUACGUACAGGGUACGAACAUGACAGAACAAAUAAUCAUCUCAAUAGAGCGCAGUUCACGUUGUGCAAAGCAAAAAAUAUCUCAUUGAUCUACGAAACUUUUAGCAAAGCAACGUGUGUAAUGCAAAGACGCACCUUUGGUGCUGUCCAGCCUUCCAUACACAUAAUGGUUCUGCCUUGAUCUAAUUAUUUUGCUACUUUUAUAAUUCAUAGCAAUAAUAAUUAUAAAAUAAUGCGCAAAAGAAUCAUGUUUAAAGGUGAGCAAAAUUGUGUGAGGCAAAAUAGUCUGUUGUGAACUUCCUUUGCGUAUUUUGUGAUGAAGUCGAUCGAAUAUUCGUAUCUCUGUUGUUUGUAUUAAGUCGGUAUGACAACAAAUAUCCAAAACGACAUUCAACCUGUUCUUUGUAAAAUUAUGUAUUAUGUAAUAAGAUCAAACUGAUAAUUAUUGUAUCUGUUCCUAUGAUUGAUAAAGUAUGUUCCAACGUUGUAUUUGUGACAGUUGUUUAAAGUCAAGUAAAGAUUUUCUCGAAGGUGUUGCCGGAAAAAGUGUCUUAUUAUAUUUUAUCUAAUUUAUAUAGUGAUAAUUUAUAUUAUGUUCAUAUCAUUAAUUAAUGCUCACAGAUGAAAAUGGGAGAAAAUAUUCUUUUUUUAAAUGACUAACUACUUGUGGAUUUGCUUAAGCCAUAUGAAAUGUAACAAAUUGUUUAAUUGGAUUGCUCGAUACGUAAGUUGUAUAUACAUAGAUAAACUGAUCCGAAAAAUCGACUGUUUAUCUUUU